This is a messenger RNA of Solanum pennellii, 806 nucleotides long. RefSeq lists its product as uncharacterized. The coding region runs from base 30 to 806 and encodes 258 amino acids. Gene Ontology annotation, molecular function: polyubiquitin modification-dependent protein binding; ubiquitin binding; proteasome binding. The transcript has a single exon. The record is from RefSeq and is a predicted model, not a curated record. Lineage: Eukaryota; Viridiplantae; Streptophyta; Magnoliopsida; Solanales; Solanaceae. Gene Ontology annotation, biological process: proteasome-mediated ubiquitin-dependent protein catabolic process. Gene Ontology annotation, cellular component: nucleoplasm; cytosol.
UUCACAUUUAGCAAAUCAUAUUUUGUAUAAUGCAUAUCACCAUUGUUAUGGAUGAUUAUGAAUUUUCCAUGGAAAUAAACCCUCAAGAACCAAUUCUCCAAACAAAACAAAAAAUACAAAACUUCCUAGGUGUACCAAUAUCUUCACAAACUCUUUCAUUUUUGGGGUUUGAAUUAUUGGAUGGAUUCAACAUUCAAGAAUAUCCAAUAAUAACUCAAGGUACAAAAAUCCAAUUAACCAUCCAAAAUAUUAUUGGAGAAACAUCAUUACAACAAAAUAAUAUUCUUUUUUCUUCAAAAUUCCAAAUUAUAGUCAAAAUGUCAUCAAGAAAAUUAAACAUAGAUAUCGACAAUACCGAAACUGUCCAAAGCCUAAAAGAAAAAAUCCACAUAAUCGAUGGGACCCCGAUAAGAAGAAUGUCUCUUUUCUUUUCUGGAAACGAAUUAAAUGAUGAAUAUCAAAGUUUAAUCGAAUAUGGGGUUCAAGAAUUUUCAGAAAUUAUUGUUUUUUUAAAGACUAUGUCACGUAUGGUCACUGAGACACCUUCAAGAGGAAUUAGCUUAGUGGUGCAGACAUCAUCUAGUUUGCUUAAUUCAGCAAAAAUUCCAAUUGAGAUGAGUGAUUUGGGCACGGUAAAUAAUUUGAGACAACUAUUAUUAGAUCGAAAAAUUCUUCCAAUGGAUGAAUAUAUUUUUAUUCAUAAACAAAGGAUUAUGAGGGAUAACUCUAGUCUUCGUUGGCAUGGUGUUGAAAAUGGGGAUUUUGUUUAUGUUUUUAAAGGGUCUGUUAGUAGAGAAGGACAUUGA